This is a messenger RNA of Myotis daubentonii (Daubenton's bat), 5032 nucleotides long. It is a transcript of the gene ZNF570, whose product is annotated as zinc finger protein 570. NCBI's taxonomy places the organism in Eukaryota, Metazoa, Chordata, Mammalia, Chiroptera, Vespertilionidae. Gene Ontology annotation, cellular component: chromatin; transcription regulator complex; PcG protein complex. Gene Ontology annotation, molecular function: DNA-binding transcription factor activity, RNA polymerase II-specific; RNA polymerase II cis-regulatory region sequence-specific DNA binding. The record is from RefSeq and is a predicted model, not a curated record. Gene Ontology annotation, biological process: regulation of transcription by RNA polymerase II.
GGCUCUUUUGUCCCUUCUUUCCCCGGCCUCGGGGGCCCGGUUCCAUCAGGCACUCAGGGCUGUAGGUGGGCCCUAGUAGAAAUUGCCGGAGCCUUGGGGGCGAGGACCGUUUCUUCCCCCCGUUCAGUUCUGCAGGAGGAGAGAAGCUUCAAACCUUAGGCUGGUGAUUCUGGAUGCUGCAAGACAAACCUAGUUUCUCAUGUUCUCUUUUCCAUCUUAGUCAUCUAAGAACACUGCCAUUUCCCAACAGAAGAGCCAAGAAAAGGAUAGAAUGGCUCUUGACCUUAAAACCAUGUACCAGGAGUUGGUGACCUUUGGGGAUGUGGCUGUAGACUUCUCCCAAGAGGAGUGGGAUUGUCUAAAUUCUUCUCAAAGGCAUCUGUACAGUAAUGUGAUGUUGGAGAACUACAGGAUCUUGGUAUCACUGGGACUUUGUUUCUCUAAGCCAAGUGUGAUAUUAUUGUUGGAACAAGGAAAAGAGCCCUGGAUGGUGAAGAAAGAGCUGGCAAAAGACUUGUGCUCAGGCUGGGAAUCUGUGUGUGAGAGUGAAGAAUUAACCCCAAAGCAGGACAUUUGUGAAGCACAGUCAUCCCAGAAGAUAAUAGUAAACUUUAAAAGCUGCGGUCUUGAGUACUCCAAUUUGAGAGAGGAAUGGAAAUGUGAGGGCCAUUCUGAGAGGCAACCAGUGAAUCAGAAGUCAUAUUUCAAAGAAGAGACAAUUACUAAUGAAGGAGCCCUUAUUUAUGAAAGAGGACAAGAAUAUAACAAAUCUUGGCAAAGUUUCCAUCUGAACACACUGCUUCAUUCACAACAGAUAGCUUCAAAAGAGGAGAAAGUACAUAAACAUGAGACACAUAAGAAAGGCUUUAAAAAUAACUUAGUGGUUAUUAAACCCAAGAAUAUAUAUACAGAGAAGAAACUUUUGAAAUGUAAUGACUGUGAAAAAGUUUUCAGCCAAAGCUCAUCCCUUAUUCUCCAUCAAAGAAUUCAUACUGGGGAGAAGCCCUAUAAAUGUGUAGAAUGUGGGAAAGCCUUUAGCCAGAGAUCAAAUCUUGUUCAACAUCAAAGGAUUCAUACUGGAGAGAAACCCUAUGAAUGUAAGGAAUGCAGGAAAGCAUUCAGUCAGAAUGCACACCUUGUUCAACAUCUGAGAGUUCAUACUGGAGAAAAACCUUAUGAAUGUAAGGUGUGUAGAAAAGCCUUCAGCCAGUUUGCCUAUCUUGCUCAACAUCAGAGAGUUCAUACUGGAGAGAAACCCUAUGAAUGUAUUGAAUGUGGGAAAGCAUUUAGUAAUAGAUCAUCCAUUGCUCAACACCAGAGAGUUCAUACUGGUGAGAAACCUUAUGAAUGUAAUGUGUGUGCAAAAGCAUUUAGCCUUCGGGCAUACCUUACUGUACAUCAGAGGAUACAUACUGGAGAGAGACCCUAUGAAUGUAAGGAAUGUGGGAAGGCCUUCAGUCAGAAUUCACACCUUGCUCAACAUCAGAGAAUUCAUACUGGAGAAAAACCUUAUAAAUGUCAGGAAUGUAGGAAAGCAUUCAGCCAGAUAGCCUACCUUGCUCAACAUCAGAGAGUUCAUACUGGAGAGAAACCCUAUGAAUGUAUUAAAUGUGGGAAGGCUUUUAGCAAUGAUUCAUCCCUUACCCAACAUCAGAGAGUUCAUACUGGAGAGAAACCUUAUGGAUGUAAUGUUUGUGGAAAGGCUUUUAGUUACUGUGGAUCCCUCGCCCAACACCAGAGAAUUCAUACUGGAGAGAGACCCUAUGAGUGUAAGGAAUGCAAGAAAACCUUUAGGCAGCACGCACAUCUUGCUCAUCAUCAAAGAAUCCAUCUUGGGUUGUCACUUACACCUAAUUCUGUCAAUCACCAAGUCCUAUAGAUCUGUUAUAAAUAUUUCAAGAAUUUAUAUAUUUUUCUCUAUCUUUAAUGUCACCCUAGUCCAUUUCACCUGGAUCACUGCUGUAGCUUUUCUAACAGGCUUUCCUGUAUCAAUUUUGCUUUCCUUAAAUUUAUUUCUCACCAUGCACCCAAAAUUACAUUUUUUAAUACAUACAUUACUGCCUCUAAUGAAAAUUUUUUGGCUUAUUAUUCUUAAUCUAACAUCUACAGUCUUUAAAAUUUUCAAUGAGGUACUUUAUUAUCUGGUUCUUAUGGACCUCUCAGCCUUAUUUUAUUUUAGGUUUCCUCUCUGGGCACUAAGCACUUCCCAGGAUGAAAAGCUUAGAUUAUAGAAAAUUAUAGCUCCAUCACUACUGUGUGUUAUGUGGCUUUGAGUAAUUUGAUUGACUUACCUAAACCUCAGGGUUUUCUUUAAUUUCAAAAUAGGGAUAAUAAAGGAUACUGUAAUUUAGAAAUGUCUGAAGUUAAAUAGUGUAUGUUGUAAAUUGAUACAUAUUAAGUAAGAAUUUUGCAUGUAAAGUACUUCAUACAAUGCAUUAAAUAUAGCCCACAUUCAGUAAAUGAUAGCUAAUAUUUAUUGAAUGCCUAUUUAUGCAUCAGGCAUAGUUAACAUAUAUUAACUCACUCCUCAUAUCUGAAACAAGUAGAACAUCCCUGGGAAGCAACCUAAAAAUUUUAGAGCAUAAGUGAAGUUUUUGUACUCUGGGUGAGUAAUCAAUAUAUACACAAAAAGUAGUAGAAAUAUAACACUUAUAACCAGUUUUAGGAAGUUUCCAGAGAGAAUGAAUUGGAUAAAUUUAAUUAAAAUAAAAUAAGUAUUUACUGAGAAUUACAGAGCUUACAUUUAGGUAAAGAAAAGAAUAGAGGAUCACAACUCUAAGCAAUAACAAAACAAGAUCCAUAAACCUAGAAAUUCAUACUGUCCCAUAAAAAGGCACCAGGCCCAGGUAAUUGUAUGGUUGAAUCUAGUUAAUUUCAAAGCUUUAAACUUUCAUGCUGUAGGAAUUAAGCAUAAUAUUUAUAAAUAUUUUUUAUCCAGUGAUUAUAAAAUUGAAUUUAAGAGAGGACUUAGGGAAGAAAACUACAUAUAUAUGUAUUUCAUUCAUUCAGUGAAUAUUGGAUAGCUACUAUUUGCUAGGUACUUACACUAUUAUAGGCAUGAGGAGACAAUGAUGAUCAAUACGAAGACCAUGUUCACACAGAGUAAAAUUACAGAGGCUGGAAGUGUUAAUACAUAGAUAUAAGCAUAGAUUUCCACAAUCAAAAGAUGGAAGAAUAAUGAGUAAAAUAAGAAGUAUUAUAUAGUCUAGACCAGUGAUGGCGAACCUAUGACAUGCUUGUCAGAUGUGACACAUGAACUCAUUUUUUUGGUUGAUUUUUCUUUGUUAAAUGGCAUUUAAAUAUAUAAAAUAAAAAUAAAAAAUAUAAGUCUUUGUUUUACUAUGGUUGCAAAUAUCAAAAAAUUUCUAUAUGUGAUAUGGCACCAGAGUUAAGUUAGGAUUUUUCAAAAUGCUGACACGCUGAGCUCAAAAGGUUCGUCAUCACUGGUCUAGACUCUAGACUGAAGAGACUGAAGAUAACAAAGUUGCCAGUUAUUCCUACUUCACAAAUUCAUUGCAUUUUGAACUAAAAUUUCUGAAUGGGCCUUUUGCCAUUUAUUUUCACAACUGUGUUCUGAAAUUCAUCUAUGAAGUAUGAAUUAUUAAGAAUGGGAAGAAAGUUCUUGAGAAUGAUCUGUUUGUAGAAAUUUUGCAUAUGAUGAAAAUGGUUCACACCAGUAAAGAAUGAAUAGAUUCCAGGAUAGUAUAAUAAUUGACUAUAGGCAUCACUAGUAGUAAGGGUAAAAUAAACAAAACCACAAUGAACUAUUUCAAGAUCAUCACAUUGACAAAAGCAUUACAUUGAUAAUGACUUAAAAUAUUUACAUCAUUGGAAUGUGAGUACAGUUGUAUUUGGAAGUAGUUGUGCUUAGAAUAAUUAGGCAAUAUCUAAUAAAGUUAAGGAUGUGGAUAUUCUGACCCAGCAAAUCCACUUAAACCUCUACAGCAAGCAUGUCAAAAUCAAAGGAUAACAUGGGCCAAAUAAACAAGGUUUAAGUUUGUUUAUUUAUGUGGGCAGAAAAAAAAAUGCUUCAAUUUUCAUAGAAACGCAGGUUUAUUUCAAUAGAGACAUGCUGAAUACAAAGAGCUGAAAUGAGUAAUCAUUAACAUAAAAUAAUAAAACAUUUUAAUAAAAAUCUUUUUUCUUGAACAUUAACUUUCCAGACACCUAGUAACUGCACAAAUUAAUAAGUGUAAUGCAAAUAAACCUAUUUUUCUUAUUCUCUGAAAGCAAAAUAUUUCCUGUUGUGCACACCAAACAAGUCAGUCUAAGACUAAUGACAUGGAAAAUUAGCUGCUAAAAUAUUUGCUGCUAGUAUUAGGAAAGAAAUGGUGCACCUGCGUGUAAAGGUGAGUAAGGGAAAUGAACGCAACACAAUUAUAGCAAUCAGUCAUUAGCGUACAUUGUAGUUCAUUAUUAAUAAUUAUGUAUAACAGGAUAUUGUAAAAAUUAAAUUACGAAAUUUUUACUAAAAUGUUUCUUACAUACCAUUAUAUUGGCUGGGCCACAAAAAUAUUCAUUGUGGGCCACAUGUGGCCUGCAGGCCAUGAUUUUGACAUGCUUGCUCUAUAGAAUCUGUCCUCAGGUGUUCAGGGAAAUGUACUUGAAAAUCCAUUUCAGUAUUGUUUGUGAGAAUGGAAGUUGAAAGUAACAAAAUAACCCAAGUUAAAGUUAAUGAACUAGAUAUACUUCUAUCAACAUGGACAAAUCUCAGAAACAAUGAAAUUGAAUCAGAGAAUUUUGUAUAACAUGGUACGACUUAUUUACAUAAUGUGCAAAUCAACACAUUUUUUCCUGUGCUAAAUACCAUAAAGAAAUAGUUAAAUAGCAUUUAUGGAAAUAAUCAUCAAAUUCAAAACAGUGUGACCUCUGGGGAGGGUGGAUAAUGAUAUUGAGGAAAGGAUGCAAAUAAUAAUUUCUUCAAAAUAUAAGCAAGUAUGGCCAAUUAUAAUUUGAUAAACCUGGUUAUGGGUUUGUUUAUAGGUAGGUUUUUACUCUCUGGACCCUUUGUACAUUUAAACUAUUUCAUAAU